Molecule: messenger RNA, 711 nt
Organism: Acanthosepion pharaonis
Lineage: Eukaryota; Metazoa; Mollusca; Cephalopoda; Sepiida; Sepiidae
Source: the annotation of a GenBank genome assembly
AUGUUCUUCUCGCUAUAUCAGCUGUACUUUACCAGAGUUGCUAAUUCUGAAGUAACUCCAUAUCUAUCUAUCUAUCUAUCUAUCUAUCUAUCUAUCUAUCAGAGUUUUGAAAAUUUAAUCGCUGGAGUGACAGCAGCUGCAAUCAUAUCUAUCUAUCUAUCUAUCUAUCUAUCUCUGUUGAUUAUCUGUCUGUCUGUUUAUCUAUCUAUGCCAGUGCAAUAUCUAUCUAUCUAUCUAUCUAUCUAUCUAUCUAUCUAUCUAUCUAUCUAUCUAUCUAUCUAUCUAUCUAUCUCUUGCAAUAUCUAUCUAUCUAUCUAUCUAUCUAUCUAUCUAUCUAUCUAUCUAUCUAUCUAUCUAAAUCUGUUGAUUAUCUAUCUAUCUAUCUAUCUAUCUGUCUAUCUAUCUAUCUAUCUAUCUAUCUAUCUAUCUAUCUCUGUUGAUUAUCUUUCUGUCUGUCUGUCUGUCUGUCUAUCUCUCUCUCUCUCUCUCUCUCUCUCUCUAUCUAUCUAUCUAUCUCAGUUGAUUAUCUAUCUAUCUAUCUAUCUAUCUAUCUCUCUCUCUCUCUCUCUCUAUCUAUCUAUCUAUCUAUCUAUCUAUCUAUCUCAGUUGAUUAUAUGUCUGUCUGUCUGUCUAUGUAUCUAUCUAUCUAUUAAGCAAAUUUUGAGACUUCCGUUUGCUCGUCCGUCUCCCACUAAAAUAGCCAUACAUUGA